Molecule: messenger RNA, 4701 nt
Organism: Plasmodium fragile
Lineage: Eukaryota; Apicomplexa; Aconoidasida; Haemosporida; Plasmodiidae
Exons: 3
Coding region: 1-4701 (1566 amino acids)
Source: RefSeq, a predicted model, not a curated record
AUGUCAACAUGGAUAAACAAAAAGCUCAUAUCUAUAUCGGAGAAGGUCAUCGAAAAUGUAAUAGAUUCUUUGACGAAUAAAAACACACCCAUUGAUAACAUACAGAAUAUGCAAGGGACCCAACUGGGAAAAAUAAUAAGCAAGGUAAUUUCUUCCAAGUACUUUUUCAAAAAUGACGACAUCUGCUACAACUCAAGGAAUCUGGACUUUAACUGGAAUAUGAAGAGCAUAUCGAAGAGGAGAAAAAAGAGAAUAAGGAAAAAUAAGGGGAAAAGGAUCAAGCAAAGGACAUCAGAGGGAAAAAGAAGAAACAGUCAGAGGGUUCAUGGAAAUAGUACACACGAAGAGAAAGAUGCUGAUUGCAAACAGGACUCAUAUAAUAAUAUUUACAUAAAUUCGACAAGCCCUAAUUAUUUAAACAUUGAUGAGUCGUACAUGGGUACUUGCCCUCUGUUGAAUGCCAACAAGGCAGUUGAAGGGGAAGAUCAUGAGAAGGACACCUGGUUGAAAAAGGACAUAAUAACAUGCAACUCCAGUGUGCAAAGCAUCGUUAGCGAAGCUCCAGAGGGUGUCACGUCAGUAAAUUCAAUUUCCGCAUCUAGUUACGAUUCUUGUGCGGAGUACACAACAGACGGUUCGAGAGGUUCCUCAGGGAGGACUUCACACAGUACAUCAGGUAGCAACUCUGGAGGGACAUCUUCUCGUAGUUCCCACGGAAGCGCAAGGGAAAACUCAGAGGACGCAUCGUUAAACCUGUCUACCAGCGCAUCAAUAUCGAGUGAUGCGAAUAAGUCAUGUUCUAGAGGAUCGUCCAAAAGGAUAACAUCAUCUUCAGAGGUGGCCCAAAGGGAAAGCUCCUUUAACUCGAAUCAGUAUGCCGAGGCUAGAGAAAACUACAUGAUGCAGAAACAGGCACAUCUGUGCAAAGUAAACCUUUUUAUUAAAGAGGCCAAGUUAUUAUUUUUUAACAAAAAUGUGAAUAUCAGUGAUAUAUCUAUAUUUGUUACCACCAUUAUAGAGGACAAGAAGUACGUUGGCAAAUUGAGAAAGCUAAGUUCGAGGACUUUACCAAUGAAUAACUUAAUAAUCAACGAAUGUAUUAAACAUAACGUAAAGGACAUAUACACCGACAUUGUAAUAAAUAUAAAGUAUAUUAAUAGGAAAAAAAACAACGAAGAAAUAAUUCUGGGGAGGGUAAUAAUUCCGUUCUUUCUUCUUCUAAAUACAUACAGAUAUAAAAUUAAGAAGAUCAGGAAUAGUGUAAAAUAUUGCACCAAGUGCUUCCUAUGGCUACACAUCUUUCCAUGUAACAACAAAUUAUUUAACUAUAAAUUUUUUAAGCCAGUGGAAGGGUUCGAAGAAUAUGGAAUGCUCAACCCUCUAUACACAUUAGGGUUUUUAAAUAUAAAAAUGAAAAUAAUUUUUAAAAAGAAUCCCCUUCUUUUGACUCUCUAUAGUAACAUGAGGAAACCUAUAUUUUACUAUAAAUUACCUGUACAAUUUGAACCUCUUUAUUGCCAGUACUAUAGUGAAAACUUCUUUGUCUAUGUUACUCAGUUACCUAUAUGGCUAUAUAAGUUUUUUUACCUGUUCAACCCCAGGAGGGUUGAAAUAAUUCCUUUAAACUGUUACGAUUACGUAUUUAUAUUUUCCUUUUGGUUGUUUUUUUUCCGUUUAAUUGUUGUUUCCCCGUUUUUCCUUAUCUUGGUUCAUUUUUUUUUUUGUCUGAUUUUCAUUUCUCUUUCUUACAAGUUCGGCUACGUCGAUUCCGGCCCCAGCAGUAUGGCGUACACUUUUCGCCCCGUGCAUAUGAAGAAGAAUCCUCCAAACAUGAAUCCCGGUCACGCGAAGAGCCCCCAGCCUCACCAAAUUCUCCCCCCCGACAAUAGGCGUAACGUGCGUUUUUUUGACAGCAAGUGCAGGGAGAUACUGCUGUCGGCGAAUGAUAUAGACUCGAAUUAUUGCGGCGGUGGGAGAGGCAUGAAUGCACAGCGGGGAAUUGAUAACCAUGAACAAAAUGGGGAAGGUAGCUGUGCUCAGCGCAGGAGGCAGCUGCUUAUCCAAAGUAAUGCACUCGUGGAGACACCCCAUGGAGGAUUAAACAGUUGCGACGUUCCCCAACUGGUAGUGACAAAUGAGGAGAUGAAGAGCAUCCCACGAGAGCACGAACAUUGUGGGGAAGAAGUCAAGAGUGGUACUUCCCAGAAGAAUGACGAAUUGAAUGGAGAAGCAGCAAAGGGGAUGAACAGCCAGAACGAAUGCAGCAGUAAUGGAAGCUUCUAUGGAGGACGUUGUAACAGCCCUGAAAGUCCACAUAAGGACGGAGGACACCAUGUGGCCCAUUUCCAAAUUGAAGAAAAUUGUUUUGUAAAGCAACCCAAGUUGGAUCACGAAGACGAAGAGUCGAAGGGAAAAAUGAAGGAUGGACAAAAUGAACACCCAGAGGAACAGAAGAGAAGAGGCCUAAUCGACUUUAUGCAAAAUACACCUGAUGAGUUAAACAAUAAAUUAACCAACGUGACAAAAUUUGCAAAGAAAAUUCAGAACAUGAUGUUCGACAGUAAGGAUAAGAAUCCGUUGGAUUUUUUCAACGUGGGUUCACAUGCAAAUGGGCUAGCUGGGCUGUUUAAUGGGAUGAACGAGAAACGAGGGAAGGCAGAAGGGGAGGCUCCCAGGGGAGAAGACCAAACUGAUAAAGUGGCAGAUUUGCACCAUUGGCUGGAUACUCCAACAAAGGGGAAGAAAGAGAAGAACCCCCAAAUGGAUGAUUCAGUUAGGGGGAGCAACCAAUCAGGAGGGAGUAACAGACUGAGUGAUAAUGAACACAAUCAUUUGAGUACAUCGAAGGAUGGGAAGGAAAGUGUCCGCAGGACAUAUCGCGCAAAGGAAAAUGGAAUGGAACAGAGUAUCCAUGGAGAGGUGCACACAGAUAAUUCAGCGGUAAAUUCUUCAUCGUGUCAAAAUGGGACUGAAGAAUAUUUAGCGCAGUACAAAACGGAAGUAUAUGUGGACGCAGUUUCUAACUCGAACACAUUGGACCCCCCCAAAGUGGUAAAGCGUAGUAACGUGGCCACGAGCAGAGAUGGCAUGCCGUCGUUUGAUCAUAUGGGGGGGGUGGAGGAGAGCCCCUGUUCCAACUCAAACACGUCUAUAGAAUCCAAAUUUUUUAAAAAAAAUUUUUUGUUUGAUGCCAUAAAGAAUAAUCUGGCAUCCCCAAAUGAAGAGAAAGCCGCCGAGUUCACGAAAAAUGAUGCUAGUGGGACCAACGAAAAGAAAGACAUGUUUGCGUUUAAAAAAAAAUAUGCUUUUAUGCCAAUCGUGAAGUCUCCCUUCCAUAACUUUUAUUUAUUUUUUAAUUCGAUUGAAGGUAAGAAGACAUCGAUCUUUUCAAAUAACGUGGAUGUACCAAAUGUCCAUUUGCUUCUCAAACGAUUCAUAAUGCUUAUAACUUUGACUCAGAAUUUUACGGGAGCCUUUACAAUGGUUUACGAAAAAGUAAACUAUGCUUUCAAUUGGGACUUCACAUGUUACACUUUCGUAAAUUUGGUCAUUUUGUUUUUUUUAUGUUACGGUUUUUCUUUCAUUUUGUAUGCCAUGUCAUUUGUUCCCCUUUUGUUUUAUCGCCUUCUUUUGUUUUUGAUCAUUUCUGUGUUGCUGAUAAGGAGCUACGAGUUGACGGAGGUCGGCCAUAGGGCUAGCCUUCACUACGAAAGGAUGCGCAAAAAGAAAACCUGCUGGUGGAGGUCUGCUUGGAGAUUGCUCAGCAGGAUGGGAACGAAAGUCGUCAAGGCGAAAAGGAAAAGGGAUGCACAAGAAGAAAUCGAGCAUGACCGGGAAGUGCAUGCACGGGGACAAGACCAAAGCGCCAUACCCCAUUUUUUGAGACGUCUCUUAAGAUCGGUAUAUGGAGCAGUUCGCCGAUGGGUGCGCCGAUUUGUAAGAGACACCUUUUGCAGAUUCUUCCAGAUCACUUUCAAACAGGUGGACAAGAUGUCACGCAAAGGGGUUGUCUAUAUUUACUUUUUAAUUUUUUUUUUAAAAAACUGGGUGAUAAGAUUGUUGAUACUAAAAGAUAUUGAGCACAUGAAGAUAGCGAAGAUGCAGGGAUUUAAAAAUUUAUUUUUUUUUAUUCACAAUCGAAUGAUGCGCAGAGACGCGGGAAUGAAACUACUCCUGAGAAGCAACGAAACGUGUCCCAGCAGUGGGCACAACAAGGGCAGUGACCCCGUGGAGGGAGCUCCUAAACGGGUGGACAGCAUGAAAGAUGCCCCCAAUGAAGACAAACAUAAUAAGAAUUUAAUUCACGCGCAUAUGUAUGAUAACUGCAAGAAUACGGAGUCUUGUAUAUACUCCUCAAGUGAUAAGGAUGCUCUGAGUGUAAGAAAUGGUGGCUACGACGCUGAGCGCUUUUCCCAUGACGGCGAAAACGACGACCUGGAAUCUCUUAGCCAGCUGACCGAUAACGGCACGAUGAACGUGAACGUGGAUAUAUUUCUGCACUACUAUUUCAAGCGGAAGAAAUAUGACAACUUCAACAACAUUAUAAAUAUCAACAGGAACCAUCUCUACUCCUACAAGGACAUAAAUCUGCUUCACUCAAACGACGACCAAAAUAUCAGCCAUCUCAAUUACGCAGAAUAUCUCAACAGUGAGAAUAACUACUCUAGUUCUUAUGACAAUAACAAGAAGAAGAGAAGUUGA